Molecule: messenger RNA, 2544 nt
Organism: Octopus sinensis (East Asian common octopus)
Lineage: Eukaryota; Metazoa; Mollusca; Cephalopoda; Octopoda; Octopodidae
Product: zinc finger protein 708-like
Exons: 2
Coding region: 919-1866 (315 amino acids)
Source: RefSeq, a predicted model, not a curated record
AAUUAUUGAUCAUAAUAUUCCAUGCUUCCUGAGAUUCACCAACACUACACCUGAUCUUUCUCCCCUCCAUACACACACAAGCACGUAUCUGACUCAUACACUGUUCGCUUCCCAGGCAUUUCUACAUUACUCCAUAUGCUUUAUUACACACUUUCUGACAGGUUGUGGGGCACCUGAGCCCUGGAUACAAUAAUUUCGUUAUUAUUAUUAUUAUUAUGAAAUAAGGGUUUCAAAUUUUGCCAGAAGGGAGCGAUUUGGGGAGAAGGGGACGAGACGAUUAUAUCGAGCGCAGAGUUUUCAUAGUCCCUAUUUCCUCCUCCCCUUUUGGAGCGGAGGGAAUAAGUACCCCUUAAGGAGUUGGUCCUGGGGACGGGGGGGGGGAUCCCCGCAGAUCGAAAGAGGGGGCGGAUUACUUUUAUCACAUGACACCCCACACUUCCGUUUCCGCUACAUCCUGCCUGACGCGGGAGAAGAACCGUAAAGUGUUUUUGUUUGUUUUUCACGGAGAUUUUGAGAUUCACAGAUGACAUAGGCACAAAACGACUUCUGUAUAUUGGAUACAUCUGGAAUAUCUAUCAUGUCUUAAAGACUAAAGGAAAAUGUCUUAGGGAACAGAUAUAAUAACCCUACUGCUAUAAAUCUAGGGUUGGAUUGCUGUGAAAUAUUGGCUCUCACCUGAGAUUCAUAGCAACAUUUCUCCAUCUCAUUACCCGGUGCUUUUGCAUUCUAAUUAAACAGCAUCUUUAGAUAUUGAUAAUGAUCACUGUUGAUAGCAGUAGAAAUAUUUCUGAGGAAUAAAUUAUUACAAAAGAACAAGAAAAAGGAAAUUAUAUGAUUUGGUCAGAGAAGAACGGUAAAGGAAAAAUUUGAUACUGUGAGAAACUUCAAUGGUUGGGUUGAUUUGUAUCCUUUAGAGAAAUGUCAAAAGAACUGAGAGAAUCACAACAUUGGUGUGAAAUCUGUGGUAAAUUCUUCCACACAGGUAAUAAUUUGAUUAAACACAUUCGUGUUCAUACAGGUGAGAAGCCAUUUGACUGUGAUACCUGUGGUAAAUCAUUCUCUCUAAGACAUCACUUAACUGGACAUAAACGUAUUCAUACCGGGGAGCGGCCAUUUGAUUGUGAUACCUGUGGUAAAUCAUUCUCUCAUAAUUGUCAUUUAACAUAUCACAAGCGUAUCCAUACAGGGGAGAAACCAUUUCACUGUGAUGUCUGUGGUAAAUCAUUCUCUGCAAGUAGUACGUUAACUAAACACAAAUAUAUUCACACAGGAGAGAAACCAUAUCCCUGUGAUAUCUGUGGUAAGGCAUUCACUUUGUAUGGUCACUUACACGGACACAAACGUUUUCAUACAGGAGAAAAGCCAUUUCAAUGUGUUACCUGUGGUAAGUCAUUCUCUGAAGGUAAUGCCUUAACAACACACAAACGUAUUCACACAGGAAAGAAGCCAUAUCGCUGCAAUAUCUGUGGUACAUCAUUCUUUCAAAAUAGUGUGUUAACUACUCACAAAUAUAUUCACACAGGGGAAAGACCAUAUCAGUGUGACACCUGUGGUAAAUCAUUCACUGCAAAACAGAACUUAAUUAAUCACAGACGUGUUCAUACAGGGGAGAAACCAUAUCACUGUGACAUCUGUGAUAAAUCAUUCUCUCAGAGCAACAGCUUAACUACUCACAAACGUAUUCAUACGAGAGAAAAACCACAUCACUGUGAUAUCUGUGGCAAAUCAUUCUCUGACAACUCAAAUUUAACUAAACACAAACAUAUUCAUACAGGUGAGAUGCCAUAUAAUUGUGAUAUCUGUGGAAAAUCUUUCUCUCAGAGAAGUAACUUAACUACACAUGCAUCUGUCCAUGUAAAAGUGUGAUUGUAUCAUUGUCAGAAUUCAUUAGAACAUCCAACAACAGCCGAAAUCUUAAAACCAUUCUCUCUGGUAAAUCACGGCUUAACCUUUGUGCCCUUAACAGCAAUCAUUAACCCCUGACAGAAACCAUACUCAUCAAAGUUACCACAUUGAGAUGGUUUUUUUACAGCCAGAUGCCCUUCCCUAUGCCAACCACUUCAGCCACUUUAGUAGAUUCUUACCUGGCAUUCACAUAGUUUACCUGGACACAGGUUGCUUUUUAAAAUCCAUUCCAUUCAGAAAAUAACUUGUAAACAUAAAUUUAUUCACAUAGUAAAAAAAAGAUAUGUGUGUGUGAUAACAAGCUGUUAUCAAUAUACAGAUCAAUAUACAGACGGAUAGGUAUGUAGACUAUAUGAACAGACACAUUUGGAGACACAGAUCCUCACAUAUAAAGAUGCACAUCCAUACAUACAAACAUGGUACAUAGUUACAUAACACACACACACACGCAAGGAGACAGAGGUGCAUAUAUACACAAACACAGACAGGCAAGCACAUGAAUGUGUAUUCUAUCCAUUCUAUUCAGGACCAAGUUGAAGAUUGUGUUUUGGAGAAAAAAGAAGACAGGGCAAUGUUGUUUCUUACACUCCCAAGAAGAGGCAUAAGGUUGCGGACAAACCAUUUCUCGAAUCUGUCGAG